AUGUUUUCCUUAUGCCGACGCUACAAAGAUGAUCAUGAACACGGCGCUACGCAAAUCAAAGGCGGCUACAUGCUGCGGUACAAACGGAAAUAUCUAUGGAACUCCUGGUCGGAAGAGUGGGUGGUCCUGUAUGAUGACUCCACCAUGGCUUGGUUUAAGGACGCUUCAGGCAAAUGUAUGGCGACUCAAAAACACCUGGUGAAGGAGUGUCCUGAGAUGCUGGCCAUCGCGACCUGGACGGGACAGGUGCCUCGCAGACCCACCUUACCUCCCGGAGCCAAGCUGUCUCAGCUCAUGGCACUAGGCUCCCGGCGAAACCCUGGCCAUGUCGUGUGGAUGCUCGCCAAAUCUGAUGCUGAGAUGAAAGACUGGAUGACAGCAAUAUCAAAAACACUACCAGCCCCCCCUCACAUUGAGCUGGUGAUGGCCAUGCCCUACCUUCGCACGGCGUUCAAGAGGCCCACAGUCAGAGUUAGACCAGCGACUUCCUCGGAGAUGUACAACAGGAACGCUCGCAGUGCCGUGGGGGCGCUCGACGGACGCGGCCUGGUGGCGGUCAUCAAGCGUCAGGUGCCUCUCGCUGGACAGCUGGACCAUCAGCUGGCUUGGGGACAAGGCUGGGGAUGGGUCACACUGCCUAACGGGGUUUGGAGUGGACGUUUAACCUGGUCCCAAGAAGGCGAGGACUUCGCCCUCCAUGCCAUGCCAAUCAUGCACCACACCAACGUGUCUCAAGCCUGCUCUAUGCUCGACGGAGUCACGGCAUACGAGGCUUCGGUCUACGAGCAGGCCCUAGCCGAGUAUGAUGACACAGGCACCUCCGAUGACUGGGACUUCGGAGUAGACUGUGGAGACUUUAUGAUGUAAAACCUUUUUUGACGUCUGGUUCGAAAGACUAAACGCGCUGUUUCUAAAUGAAUUCAACCUUUUUGGUCUUUGUGCGACUGCAUACUGGCCAGUAACGCCUUUUGCAAAUUUCAAAUUCUGACAGCUCAAAGGACAGCAUGUUUGGUGUGCGGAACCGAUAGAUGUCGCUGCAAGACACUAAUUCAAAGAUUAUCUUAUGUGCAGAUGAGUAGCAUUUCGUUCGUCUUAUUUUACCUAUGCUGGUCAUAAAAAUAUAUUUCUGCUAUGUGAUUGCUUACGUUUGUGUGCGAGGUUAUCCCAAUUAUUUGGAUAUCCGUACAUUCAUUGAAAUCUUUGUAUAAGUGUCCUCUGCAAAACCAAAUACUAUGAACAGUAUUUUCAUUAAAUGUUUUGAUUCCAAAUCAAAUAACAAUGCCAAAACGAUUUGUGUUAUAUAUUAACGUGUAUUUAUAAUGUGCUGGUCACAAAAAACUUAUGUGCCAAUUAAAAAGUUCAUUAAUAAAAUUAAAAAUGUCUAAACAUCUUAUGAAUUUUGAAUAACAAAUAAUAAUUCAAAGAAAGUUCUAUUUGUUAUUUCUAAAGUCUUUGAGGAAACUUUCCAAUGUCGGCGAAAAGGAAAAAAAUAUAUUAUUGUGAAUGCUUAAUCAAAGAUUUGAUUCAAAGGAGUGAUGAUUACGAAGAAGGAUAGUUACUACCUGACGUUCAACAUUGUGAGGAUCUAGACAUCAAUUAUAACGAACAUCAGUCAU
Helicoverpa zea (corn earworm) is the source of this 1616-nucleotide messenger RNA. RefSeq lists its product as uncharacterized. Gene Ontology annotation, cellular component: membrane. Gene Ontology annotation, biological process: regulation of cell differentiation. The transcript is spliced from 8 exons. Lineage: Eukaryota; Metazoa; Arthropoda; Insecta; Lepidoptera; Noctuidae. The record is from RefSeq and is a predicted model, not a curated record. The coding region runs from base 1 to 867 and encodes 288 amino acids.